AAGGACCUCUUUACUAAAUUCUACGCAGAAUAGGUAUUGUCCAUAGUGAUUUAUAUAUUUUUGAAUAUUAUGUCAACUUCGGUAAAUAAAUUACAUCUCUUUGAAUUUCAUCAAAGAGCAUUACAAUACUAUGAAUUACAUUAUAAAUUAUUCUUUCGUAGAUAUAAAUAGUUUAUCUUUUACUUGUGGUUCCAAGUGCUAAUCCUUUAUUACUUUACAUGCAAAAUAAUCAUUACCAAACAUAACUAAGUAUCCCGAUAUUGGCUAAAAUUACUGAUAAAAUGGCUAAUAAAGUUAAACCCUUGAGUUAUAAACAAAAUGCAUUCAAAUAACUAUUCAUUUAUAUAACUUGACUCUGGUUAAAUUAAAAAGAAAAUAAAGCAGUGCAUGACCAAUUAAGAGGUGCCUACUUUGUGCUGCAUAUUUCAUUAUACACUCGCGUGAUGCGUUACGGAUUAAUUAAACAAUUACUAGUAAACAAAAACCGCGACGAUAGAAUCCUCGUCGAAAAUAUCUUUAAAGAAACUACAAGAAAUGGCAAACAAAUUUUACGAUGGGUUUAUCUUGCUCUUACUCCGACAAAUUUUAUUAUUGGAUCUGAAAAAGUUCUAAAACACUUCACAUCGGAGUCUUAUAUCUCGUAUAGAGAUGACUUACGAAAAAUUCUUUCGUUCUAUCCUUUGAAAGCAAUUGAUUUGACGAUUUUCAAAAAAAGUAGAAGGCAAUCAUUAAAAGUUUGUUUUCAAGGAAUAAGAACAACAUAUUACGAAUUGGAAUCAAACUCUAAGAGAAAUACAUUUUGGAAAAUGUGGAACAUCUACAUAUCAGAAUUGAAUAACGAAACGAAGAUAUGGCCCUUUAAUGGAAGUCAUAAUAAGCAGUAUCGUUUGCGUUGGAUUGAUAAAUAUUUAUAUCUUGGAGAUAAAAGGGAAAUUGAGGACCAAAAUCGACCAAUACCCGUGGCAGGUCUUGGUUCUAAAUUUAUUAAACUACUUAAUUUGAAACCUCAAUAUUUUGGAUGUCGCACUCAAUCUGAUCAUUGGGUGCAAUGUGAUUAAAAUUAAAAUAUACUUAGCUACUUGAU
Manduca sexta (tobacco hornworm) is the source of this 1084-nucleotide messenger RNA. RefSeq lists its product as uncharacterized. The record is from RefSeq and is a predicted model, not a curated record. The transcript has 4 exons. Bases 444 to 1058 code for a protein of 204 amino acids. Lineage: Eukaryota; Metazoa; Arthropoda; Insecta; Lepidoptera; Sphingidae.